ACUAAUUACUCAAACUUAUUCCUUAUAAAUUAUUUAAAAAGUUCAAAAAAAAAAAACUAGAAAAAAUGGCAAAUGUAGGAGCUCCACCAAUUGUAGGUAGAAAUAUCAUGUCAAGAUCUGAAAAAGAAAGAUAUAUAUCACAAUUUGAUUUCCCUUUGUGUGCCGAAUCUUCAAAAUAUGACAAACUCACCAAAAUUGGCCAAGGAACUUUUGGAGAAGUAUUCAAAGGACGAGAAAAAAGUCUUCUAGGACCCAUCCAUAAUGAAAAAUUUGUGGCCAUGAAGAAAGUUCUCAUGGAAAAUGAAAAAGAAGGAUUUCCGAUAACAGCCCUGAGAGAAAUCAAGAUUCUGCAGUUACUCAAUCAUGAAAAUGUGGUAAAUCUCAUAGAAAUUUGUCGAACAAAAGCAGUGUUAGAAAAUAAUUACCGUUCCACAUUCUAUUUAGUUUUUGAUUUCUGUGAACACGACUUAGCAGGUUUAUUAUCAAACGCCAAUGUGAAAUUCAGUUUGGGAGAGAUCAAGAAAGUUAUGCAACAGUUAUUAAAUGGAUUAUAUUAACACAAUAAUAAGAUUUUGCAUCGGGAUAUGAAAGCAGCAAAUGUUCUCAUAACAAAAAAUGGUAUUUUAAAAUUAGCUGACUUUGGAUUAGCUAGAGCGUUUAGUGUUCCUAAAAAUGGUGUAGCAAAUAGAUAUACAAAUAGGGUAGUUACCUUGUGGUACCGUCCUCCAGAAUUAUUAUUAGGUGAUCGAAACUAUGGCCCUCCUGUUGACCUUUGGGGUGCUGGAUGUAUAAUGGCAGAAAUGUGGACGAGAUCACCUAUAAUGCAGGGUGGUUCUGAACAAGCGCAACUUAUAUUAAUUUCACAUCUAUGUGGAAGUUGUACGCCUGAAGUGUGGCCUGGAAUUGAAAAUUUGGAGUUAUAUAAAAUGGAAUUGCCGCUAAAUUAUAAUAGAAGGGUGAAAGAAAGAUUAAAACCGUAUGUGAAAGAUGCUGCAGCCUGUGAUUUGCUAGAUAAAUUAUUACAAUUAGAUCCAUCUAAAAGAUUAGAUGCUGAUGCAGCAUUGAAUCACGAUUUCUUCUGGACUGAUCCUAUGCCCUGCGAUUUAAAAGACAUGUUAGAGCAACAUAAACAAAGUAUGUUUGAAUUCCUGGCACCUCCACGAAGACCGGACCACAUGAGACACCACCAACAUCAAAUGGCAAGAGCUGCACAACAAAGAACAACAUUAGAAAGUGGAUAUCAAGAUCGUGUAUUCUAAUAUCUGAAAUAAAUAAUGAAUUAUUAUUUAAACAAAUACAAUAUUGACAAUGCCCUGUAUAAUCCCAGGCGAGAAUUUUGGGACACAUGUAAUAAUUUUAUAACAAGUAAUCUGCGCCAAUGUACCGAUAUGAAUGUAAUUUUGUACUGAUAUUGAAUUGUAAAUAAAGUU
Messenger RNA from Ctenocephalides felis (cat flea), 1430 nucleotides. RefSeq names its product cyclin-dependent kinase 9-like. Gene Ontology annotation, molecular function: cyclin-dependent protein serine/threonine kinase activity; ATP binding. The record is from RefSeq and is a predicted model, not a curated record. Lineage: Eukaryota; Metazoa; Arthropoda; Insecta; Siphonaptera; Pulicidae. Gene Ontology annotation, cellular component: nucleus. Gene Ontology annotation, biological process: protein phosphorylation.